Elaeis guineensis (African oil palm) is the source of this 3406-nucleotide messenger RNA. Its product is annotated as pentatricopeptide repeat-containing protein At4g14850. NCBI's taxonomy places the organism in Eukaryota, Viridiplantae, Streptophyta, Magnoliopsida, Arecales, Arecaceae. Gene Ontology annotation, molecular function: RNA binding; zinc ion binding; protein binding. The record is from RefSeq and is a predicted model, not a curated record. Gene Ontology annotation, biological process: RNA modification.
AGCCGGGCGAGACCCACGCUCCAUGGGUGAUGAAACCGCGGCGCCUCGCUCUCCCUCCAUCCCUUUCCAAGACGCUCUCCACCCGCAUCUCUCGCUCUCUCCAAACCGCCGCCAAAGCUCUUCUGGAAGAGCAAAACGCUGCCACCUCCGCCGUCAUCCCCUCGCUCCUCCCCACUGCCAACCUCUCCCCGCCGCCUUCGCCCCCGUUUUCCUCCCUCUCCGCCGCUGCCGAUUCCCCUCCUAUCUCCGGCACCCAACUCACCACGUCCGGCUUCUCCUCCGCCCCUCCCUUCCGCCGCCAUCUCCUUUGGUUUCGCUUCGGUUCCCGCUCCCCUGACCUCGCCCGCCAAGUCUUUGACGUAAUACCCCACCCGGCCCUUGUCUCAUGGUCCGCCCUCAUCUCCAACUACGUCCGCAGCGGCCUCACCCGCGAGGCCCUCCUGGCUUUCAAAAAGAUGCAAACUUUAGGCAUCCGGAGCAACGAGUUCACCCUCCCUACCCUUCUCAAGGCCUGCUCGGCCUCGUCGGAUUUCAUUGCUGGCACCCAAAUCCAUGCUGUCGCGAUCGUCACUGGGUUCGAAUCCGACGUCUUUGUCGCCAACACCCUCAUUGUCAUGUACGCCGGCUUCGGCCUCCUCUUGGACUCCCGGAAGCUGUUCGACGGCAUUGCUGGUCGGAAUGUGGUUUCAUGGAAUGCACUGCUUGCGGGGCAUGUUAAGAAUGAUCAAUGCGAGGAGGCAGUUGGGCUGUUUAGUGGGAUGGUGAUGAGUGGAAUCAGGCCGAACGAGUUCGGGUUCUCAUGUGUUUUGAAUGCUUGCACGGGUUCGCAGGAUUUGCAUCAUGGGAGAGAAGUUCAUGGUUACCUCACUAGGCUUGGGUAUGACUCAGACCCUUUUACUGCCAACGCACUGGUGGAUAUGUAUGCAAAGUUGGGGAAUAUCAAAGCUGCAGCUGCAGUUUUCAAAGGGAUAGCUCGGCCUGAUAUUGUUUCAUGGAAUGCUUUCAUUGCUGGAUGUGUUCUUCAUGGGCAUGAUAACUGGGCUUUAAGGUUGUUGUUGGAUAUGAGGUGCUCUGGAAUGCUUCCAAAUGUGUUCACUUUGUCGAGUAUUCUGAAGGCUUGUGCUGGGACAGGGAUGUUAUUUCUGGGACAGCAGAUACAUGGCAAUCUGAUCAAGGCUGGCUCUGAUUCAGACAUGUUUGUGGGUGUCGGGAUUGUUGAUAUGUAUGCCAAAUGUGAUCAUUUAGGAGAUGCGAGGAAAGCCUUUGAUUUGAUCCCUAAGCAGGAUACGAUUUUGUGGAAUGCUUUGAUCUCAGGAUGUUCACACAGCGGGAGUGAUCAGGAGGCUUUGUUUCUCUUCUCAAAGAUGAGGCUGGAAGGUUCCAUCUUUAAUCGGACCACAUUGUCGGCAGUUCUUAAAUCUAUUGCAAGCUUACAGGCUACCAAUGCGAGUAAAGAUGUUCAUGCCCUUGCUCUGAAGGCAGGAUUUUUGUCGGAUCCUCAUGUUGUAAAUGGUCUUAUUGACGCAUAUGGGAAGUGUAAUUGCAUAGAGGAGGCAGCAGGAGUUUUCAGGGAAUGCUCAUUUGGGGAUGUGGUGGCCUUCACAUCUAUUAUCACUGGUUACUCUCUGAGUGGGCAAGGGGAGGAAGCUAUGAAACUUUUCUAUGAGAUGGUAAAUCAGGGGCUUAAGCCAGAUUCAUUUGCCUUAAGUAGCCUCCUCAAUGCUUGUGCUAGUUUAUCUGCAUAUGAGCAAGGGAAACAAAUACAUGUUCAUGUGCUGAAGAUGGGGUAUAUGUCUGAUGGGUUUUCUGGGAAUGCACUCGUCAACAUGUAUGCCAAGUGUGGGAGCAUAGAGGAUGCAUCCUUAGCUUUUUCUGAGAUAUCUGAGAGGGGGGUUGUCUCAUGGUCUGCGAUGAUUGGAGGGCUUGCACAACAUGGGCAUGGGAAGGAGGCAUUAAAUUUGUUCCAUAAGAUGCUUGAUGAGGGUGUUUCUCCAAACCAUAUAACCUUAACUAGUGUUCUUUCUGCAUGUAAUCACGCUGGUCUUGUUGAUGAGGCAAAACGAUAUUUUGAGUUGAUGGUAGAGCUGUUUGGCAUUGAACAGACGCACGAGCAUUAUGCCUGCAUGGUUGACCUUCUCGGCCGUGCUGGGAGACUAAACGAGGCAAUGGAGCUUGUAGAUAGCAUGCCUUUUGAAGCCAAUGCUUCGGUGUGGGGAGCACUCCUGGGGGCAUCCAGAGUGCAUAGGAAUAUAGAAUUGGGUAGGAAAGCGGCUGAGAUGCUCUUUUCGCUGGAGCCAGAGAAGUCUGGAACCCAUGUUCUUCUUGCUAAUAUAUAUGCUUCAUCUGGUAUGUGGGACGAUGUUGCCAAGGUGAGAAGGUUGAUGAAAGAUAGCGGGGUGAAGAAGGAGCCUGGCAUGAGUUGGAUGGAGUUGAAGGACAGAGUAUACACUUUCAUUGUGGGAGACAGAAGCCAUGAGAGGACUACAGAAAUAUAUGCUAAGCUAGAAGAAUUGGGUGAGUUGAUGAACAGAGCUGGGUAUGUUCCUAUGGUGGAGACUGACCUCCAUGACGUGGAGCAAAGUGAAAAAGAGGUGCUUCUUUCUCACCAUAGUGAGAAGCUUGCUGUUGCAUUUGGGUUGAUUAGUACUCCAGCUGGAGCCCCCAUCAGAGUGAAAAAAAAUCUUCGUGUGUGUAAGGAUUGCCACACAGCAUUCAAGUUCAUCAGCCAAAUUGUUUCAAGGGAGAUUAUCAUAAGGGAUAUCAAUCGUUUCCAUCAUUUCAGGGAUGGGUCAUGUUCUUGCGGUGAUUAUUGGUAAUGUUUGAAGGAAUAAGGACUGUUUCUCAUCUGAAGAGACUACAUUCUAUUUAUGCAAAGACUAACAGGAACAUGGAAAUUAACAUAGGGUGAGUUGUAGCUUGGCAUGAUAUGGUUAUUUUAUCAUGACACCGAAUUUUUUGGCAGGAACUGGCAGUUUCUUCAGUUUGGUUGAAUAAAUUAUGCAAAGAAUGUUUGUUUGGAUCUGUGACAUAGGACUCUGAGCCAGGUGUCUGAAGAUAUUCAUGAUACUGAAUUUUUGGUGGGAUUUGGGAAUCUCUUCACUUUGGUUGAAUAAAUUAUGCGAAGACUGCUGGGUGGAUUUGAGACAUAGGACUCAGAACCCAGGUGGACGAAGAGAUUUUAGAAACAUCCUUUGUUUACUCUGUCAUCUGGCUGUAUAAUAUAUUCAUAUCUCUUACAUAUUUAAUUUACAUGAUAUGUUAUUAUCCUGGCAAAAGUACAAUUCCUUGAGCAAGGGCAAUUCUCCAUCAAAACUGUUUGUUGUUGUUUUUACCUUUGCUUUCACCAUGUAUUGUAACCCAUUUGAUCACUGAUUACAAAAUAAGAAUUUACCAACUUUGUUUUGUA